Molecule: messenger RNA, 1527 nt
Organism: Arctia plantaginis
Lineage: Eukaryota; Metazoa; Arthropoda; Insecta; Lepidoptera; Erebidae
Source: the annotation of a GenBank genome assembly
AUGUGGUCCUUACAAAUCUUAGUAAACAUUUUUAUUUUACAUUUUUUGCCUAUAAAAAGCAAAGGUUUAACCAAUCCUAAUGUUUUGAUUAUCUUAGUCGAUGAUUUACGCCAUCUUUCGGAAAAAUAUGUUGACCUACCGAACAUUAAAAAACUGGCUGACAACGGCGUUAAUUUUAAAAAUACAUUCGUGCAGCAAGCUCUUUGCGCACCCAGUAGAAACUCAAUGCUUACAGGUCGUCGCCCCGACUCAUUACGUUUAUACGACUUUUAUAACUACUGGCGUGACGCAGUCGCCAAUUUCACCACUCUGCCCCAAUUUUUCAAGGAAAAUGGAUACGAUACAUAUUCAGUUGGCAAAAUCUUCCAUCCAGGAGUAAGUUCAAACUUCACAGACGAUUACCCAUACAGUUGGUCUGAAUAUCCUUAUCAUCCUCCCACAGAAAAAUAUAAGGACGCACCUGUAUGUAAAGAUAGAACAAGAAAGACACUUAAAAAAAAUCUUAUAUGUCCUGUGAAUAUCUUGCAUCAGCCGGGGGGAACGCUACCAGAUAUAGAAUCUUUAGAUGCAGCUAUAAAUAUUAUUUCAAAGAGAAAUAGUAGCAAGCCCUUCUUACUUGCAGUUGGUUUUCAUAAACCUCAUAUUCCGAUAAAAUUCCCUAAAGAAUAUCUGGAGUGGAUACCAAUGUAUAAAGUGAAGCCUCCGAAACAUCCUUUUAUGCCACAGAACAUGCCAAUAGUCUCCUGGCAUCCAUGGACCGAUGUGCGACGUAGAGAUGACAUCCAUAGACUAAAUAUAUCAUUUCCUUGGGGCACCAUGCCUUAUGAUUGGUCAUUGAAAAUAAGGCAAGGUUAUUAUGCGGCUUCGGCAUAUGUAGAUGACUUGAUUGGACAACUGAUAAGCUAUGUUAAUAUGAGGAAAACAGUUGUAGUUGUAACCAGCGAUCAUGGUUGGUCCUUAGGCGAAAACGGACUCUGGGCAAAAUACAGCAACUUCGACGUGGCUUUAAAAGUUCCAUUAAUAUUUUCAAUACCUGGACAGUCACCGCGAAGCGUUGACACUCCUGUAGAACUUGUAGAUAUUUUUCCUACGUUAGUUGACUACAGCAAUUUGCCGCAUAAGAUACCAAAAUGCCGUAGCAAUCAAGAUAAAUCUCUAUUAUGCUUUGAAGGAAAGAGUUUAAAAUCCCUAAUUACUAAAUCACAAAUGUUUGGUAAUUAUUUCGCCAUUAGCCAGUAUCCAAGGCCGAGUGUUUACCCUCAAAAAAAUUCUGAUAAGCCUCACAUGAAAGAUAUUAAAAUAAUGGGGUACAGUAUUAGAACUAAGAGGUACAGAUACACAGAAUGGGUUUCAUUCAAUAACACUUUAUUUACUAUAGACUGGAACAAACAUUAUGGCCUAGAACUAUAUGAUCACUUAAUAGACCCCGAUGAAGCCAAUAAUCUAUAUUUAGUUAGUAAAUAUAAAAAUAUUAAACAAUAUUUGUCAACAUUAUUAAGAUCACAUGUUAACAGAAAUUAUAACUAA